AUGAUGCCUCAAGACCUCUUCUCCGAUUCCCUCGUCGCGAGCCCCGAGUCGCAAACACCAAGACUCGAUGUCUCUGAAGGUUCCACGGCAACGGGAAAUGAUGGGUAUAAUGAGUUCACAAUCCACAGACAAGAGGGGAAACGCUCGAGCGCCCAACAGCUGCGGACAAACAGAGCCAAAGUCAACGAGAGAAAUGAUCUGCAUCCAUAUGUUCAGACACUGUCCCUAUCAAAUCUAGAGAGUUGCGUAGCAUUAGAGAAUGCCGUAUUUUCAGAGCUGGAGAGAUGCGCAAGAGAAAAGUUCAUUUACCGCCUAACGACCUGCCCCGAACUCUGCUUGGGCCUCUUCUCCUCCACUCCUCCAAACUCUCCGAACGCUUCCAUACCCACGUUCCCCACUGCACGGCCCGCGGAUUCCGCCUCUCCGGAUCUGAAAUCGGUGCUCAUCGCCAUGGUCAUAUCAACAAAAACCAUGAGCCCUACCGUGACAGACGAGAGCAUGGAUGUAGCCCCCAAUUGGAAGAUUAACCCCUCAAAUACUAGCAUCCACGGCCAUCGUGAAGAUGGCCGAACGAUAGCCAUCCAUUCGCUUAGCGUUUUGCCAGCUUUUCAAGGGAGGGGUCUAGGAAAGACGAUCAUGAAAGCCUACCAGCAGCGGAUGGAGACGAGUGGGAUCGCCGACCGAAUGGCGUUGUUGGCUCAUGAUCAUUUGGAAGAAAUGUAUGAAGGCAUGGGAUUUGAAAACAAGGGGAAGAGCGAUGUUCGAUUCGCAGGUGGAGGUUGGAAUAGUCUGACAUAUGAAUUCGCUGAACAUGGGCCGGGAUCUUGA
Letharia columbiana is the source of this 828-nucleotide messenger RNA. RefSeq lists its product as uncharacterized. NCBI's taxonomy places the organism in Eukaryota, Fungi, Ascomycota, Lecanoromycetes, Lecanorales, Parmeliaceae. The record is from RefSeq and is a predicted model, not a curated record. Gene Ontology annotation, molecular function: aralkylamine N-acetyltransferase activity. The transcript has 4 exons. Bases 1 to 828 code for a protein of 275 amino acids. Gene Ontology annotation, cellular component: cytoplasm.